AUGGAGACAUCACAGUCUGCCUCGUCUAGUGGUGAUGGGAGCCACACCCUGCUUCCUGAGUCGCUACAAGAUGCUCGCAUCGCCUCUUUACCCCAGACCGCGUAUUAUAUACCCAACUUUAUCUCCGAAGAAGAAGAGCAAAUGAUGCUGGAUAAAAUAUCCAGCGCUCCUAAGCCGAAAUGGAAACAGCUGACAAAGCGACGUCUUCAAACAUGGCCUUCAGACCUUGUCAACAACAAAUUACUUGAUGCGCCUCUUCCCGUAUGGCUUCAGGAUCCCGUCAUAUCGCGUCUGUUGUCACUUCGUACCAAAGAUUCGGAACCAGGCCAUGUCUUUUCUGAGAGCCCACACCACAAACCAAACCACGUUCUAAUCAACGAAUAUCCACCUGGCAUUGGUAUCAUGCCGCAUAAGUUGAGUAAACAUCAAGAUGGUGCCACGUAUUGGCCCGUAGUGUGCACAGUGAGCCUUGGUGCCAGCUUGUGUCUGAACCUGCAUCGCAGCAAGGACGACGGCGCCCUUGACCAUGUGCCUGCUUGGAGAAUUCUUCAGGAGCCUCGUAGCUUGCUCAUCACUGCUGAUCAGCUGUACACCGACUAUCUACACGGUAUUUCCGAUACCGAAGAGGAUGUCGACCUUGGUGCGAAUACUGUUGCGAACUGGGAUCUCCUUGUCUGA
Molecule: messenger RNA, 678 nt
Organism: Fusarium poae
Lineage: Eukaryota; Fungi; Ascomycota; Sordariomycetes; Hypocreales; Nectriaceae
Exons: 4
Coding region: 1-678 (225 amino acids)
Source: RefSeq, a predicted model, not a curated record